Molecule: messenger RNA, 1475 nt
Organism: Owenia fusiformis
Lineage: Eukaryota; Metazoa; Annelida; Polychaeta; Sabellida; Oweniidae
Source: the annotation of a GenBank genome assembly
AACUUUUCAAAAUGGCAGCCCCCAUCCUGAAAAUAUUUGAUACUGAUAAAACUGUUGCACAAAAUCUAUGUUCCUUUGUUAUAGACCGUGCAAAUAGUUGUAUAAAUAGCCAUGGUAUUUUUGCAGUAGGUGUAUCGGGUGGAAGUCUAGCGAAAUUUUUAUGUCAAGGAUUACCAUCAUUAGAAACUGAUUGGUCAAAGUGGAGACUUUUCUUCUGUGAUGAGAGACAUGUUGCGUUUGAUGAUCCGGAUAGCACCUACAAAGUAUAUAAGGAAGGGUUGAUGAGUAAAGUGCCUCUAGCAGAGAAUCAUGUUUUUAAGACAAAUCCUAAUGUCUCCGUUGAAGACGCUGCCAAAGAAUACAUAACCAAAGUAAGAUCUGUUCUUCCUGGUGAUGAGCUACCAAGAUUUGAUAUGCUACUGCUGGGUAUGGGACCUGAUGGUCACACCUGUUCUCUCUUUCCAGGACACCCUCUACUUAAGGAAACUGAGCAAAUUGUUGCACCAAUCUGUGAUUCCCCUAAACCUCCCCCUCAGAGAAUCACUCUAACACUCCCUGUGGUGAACAACACUCGCUGCGCAGUAUUUGCAUCAUGUGGAGCAGGAAAAGCUGAAAUGGUCAAGAGAGUUCUAGAAGGUAGUGAAGAACCGCCACUCCCUGCUAGUCAAGUGAGACCAUCUAAUGGAGAACUGUACUGGUUCUUAGAUCAGCCUGCAGCCAGUUUGCUAUCUAAGAAAUGACUACAUGGUAAACUGUAAUGAAUAAUUCCAUAUGCGGCUGUCAACUUCCAUAAUAAGAAAGUUCCAUCACUGGAUUUGACAAGGAAGACAACAGCUACAGUACACACAUUGUUAGGUGAACUUAACAAACUAAUGAAUGAGCUACACGCUCAUUGUAAUAGCUAUUAUAGGCAGCUUGUCAUCCUUCCAUCACGGGAUGUAACUUAAAACACAACAGCUACAAUAAACGUUUUGUGAGGGGAAUUAAACUUACUAAGGAGAGACACAAUCAUGGUGACAUUAACCAGUAUGUAUGUCAUAUGCAGUGAACUUAAUAGUUAACAUAUGCACAGUGAAUGUUAGAUUGAAAUUGCAAUAUCAUCAUAUGAGUGAAUGCAGGUCGUGUUUAGUUAUAUAGCAUAUUUUUACUGAGCGUUUUACAUAAAUGAAAGGUGACAUAUUGUUAUAGCGUUUUUUGUAACCAGCAUUCAGCGUUUUUUGUAACCAGCAUUCAGAGUUGGUGUUUGUGUAACAAAUUGAUACACAUUGGUAGGCCUAAGUGCAACCUUGUAUACUGUGGGACAUUCUCCCAAUAUUUGGGUCGUUUAUCCAAUUAUUUGUAUCAUAUUUAUUUUUUUAAUAAAAUGGAUGAUCUGAUAUGCUGAUAUAUAUAUCUGAUAUAUGCAGAAAUAAAGAUAAAAAUUAAGUUCAUGUUACACAGUAUGAUAGUCUAGCUACAAGCGUUUGUGACAACCC